UUUCCUGGCCACAUAGCUGGCGGAGCGAGGGAGCCCGCAAGACCGAGACAUUGGGGGCAAAGCCUUGCCACCUGGGCCACAUCAUGUCCACCAAAGCGGAGCAGUUUGCUUCUAAGAUCCGCCACCUGCAGGAAUAUCAUAACCGGGUCCUCCACAAUAUUUAUCCUGUACCGUCGGGGACUGACAUCGCAAACACCCUGAAAUACUUUUCUCAGACCUUGUUAAGCAUUUUGUCCCGCACAGGGAAGAAGGAAAGCCAAGAUGCCUCCAAUUUGACAGUGCCCAUGACCAUGUGUCUUUUUCCUGUGCCAUUCCCACUCACCCCAUCUCUAAGACCACAGGUCAGUUCCAUCAACCCUACUGUUACUCGCUCCCUCCUUUACAGCGUCCUGCGAGAUGCUCCAUCUGAACGUGGCCAGCAAAGUCGUGAUGCUCAAUUAUCAGAUUACCCUUCAUUGGACUAUCAAGGCCUUUACGUGACUUUGGUGACUCUGCUGGAGCUCAUUCCAUUACUACAGCAUGGUCAACAUGAUCUCGGACAGUCAAUAUUUUAUACAACGACAUGUUUGCUACCCUUUCUUAAUGAUGACAUUCUGAGUACUUUGCCCUACACAAUGAUAUCAACAUUAGCUACCUUUCCUCCGUUUCUACACAAGGAUAUUAUUGAAUAUCUCAGCACAUCUUUUCUACCCAUGGCUAUAUUGGGCUCAUCCAGGAGAGAAAGUGUUCCCGCCCAUGUUAAUCUCUCGGCAUCUUCCAUGUUAAUGAUAGCAAUGCAGUACACAUCGAACCCAGUGUAUCAUUGCCAGUUACUGGAAUGCCUCAUGAAAUAUAAGCAAGAAGUCUGGAAAGAUUUGCUUUAUGUGAUAGCAUAUGGACCAUCUCAAGUGAAACCACCAGCUGUGCAGAUGCUCUUUCACUAUUGGCCCAAUUUAAAACCUCCAGGGGCCAUAAGUGAGUACAGGGGAUUACAGUACACAGCUUGGAAUCCCAUCCACUGCCAGCAUAUUGAAUGCCAUAACGCAAUUAACAAACCAGCGGUGAAGAUGUGCAUAGACCCCUCUCUAUCCGUGGCUUUAGGAGAUAAACCACCACCAUUAUACCUUUGUGAAGAAUGCAGCCAGCGGAUUGCAGGGGAUCACAGCGAAUGGCUGAUUGAUGUUCUCCUCCCACAAGCUGAAAUAUCUGCUAUAUGUCAGAAAAAGAACUGCAGUUCUCAUGUGAGGAGAGCUGUGGUAACCUGCUUCUCAGCAGGGUGCUGUGGUCGCCAUGGAAACAGGCCUGUCAGAUACUGUAAAAGGUGCCAUUCAAACCACCAUAGCAAUGAAGUUGGGUCAACAGGAGCCACAGCGGAAACCCACCUUUAUCAGACAUCACCUCCACCCAUCAACACACGGGAAUGUGGAGCUGAGGAACUUGUGUGCACAGUGGAGGCUGUGAUUAGCUUGCUGAAGGAAGCCGAAUUUCAUGCCGAGCAGAGGGAAUAUGAACUAAAUCGCCGAAGACAAAUGGGGCUUUCCUCUUCCCACCACUCUUUGGAUAACACUGACUUUGAUAACAAAGAUGAUGAUAAACAUGACCAACGACUGCUCAGCCAAUUUGGAAUAUGGUUCUUAGUGAGUCUUUGUACCCCUAGUGAGAACACACCCACUGAAAGCUUAGCCAGGCUGGUUAGCAUGGUCUUUCAGUGGUUCCACUCCACAGCUUACAUGAUGGAUGAUGAAGUCGGAAGCUUAGUGGAAAAGCUGAAACCUCAGUUUGUCACCAAGUGGUUGAAGACCGUGUGUGAUGUUCGCUUUGAUGUCAUGGUCAUGUGCCUGCUUCCCAAACCGAUGGAAUUUGCCAGGGUUGGUGGGUACUGGGACAAGUCCUGCAGCACAGUGACGCAGCUAAAGGAAGGUCUCAACCGCAUUCUUUGCCUGAUUCCUUACAAUGUGAUCAGUCAGCCUGUGUGGGAAUGCAUCAUGCCAGAGUGGCUAGAAGCCAUCAGAACAGAAGUCCCAGAUAACCAACUAAAAGAGUUCAGGGAAGUAUUAAGCAAAAUGUUUGACAUUGAGCUUUGCCCUCUUCCUUUCUCAAUGGAGGAGAUGUUUGGAUUUAUCAGUUGCCGGUUCACAGGAUACCCCUCUUCUGUGCAGGAACAAGCUCUACUGUGGCUUCAUGUAUUAUCAGAGUUAGACAUCAUGGUCCCACUUCAGCUACUAAUAAGCAUGUUUUCUGAUGGAGUUAAUUCUGUCAAAGAGCUGGCAAAUCAAAGAAAAUCAAGAGUCAGUGAGCUGGCAGGGAGUCUUGCAGCUCGAAGGGUGAGUGUUGCCUCUGAUCCUGGUCGCCGAGUUCAGCACCAUAUGUUAAGCCCAUUUCCCAGUCCAUUCCAGAGCCCUCUUCGCAGUCCCAUGCGAAGUCCAUUCCGGAGUCCUUUCAAAAACUUUGGACACCCAGGAGGAAGGACUAUCGAUUUUGAUUGUGAAGAUGAUGAAAUGAAUCUGAAUUGUUUCAUUCUCAUGUUUGAUCUCCUCCUGAAGCAGAUGGAGUUACAAGAUGAUGGAAUCACCAUGGGCUUAGAAAACAGUCUGUCUAAAGACAUCAUUUCCAUUAUAAAUAAUGUCUUCCAAGCCCCCUGGGGGGGUUCUCAUACAUGCCAGAAGGAUGAAAGAGCUAUCGAGUGCCACUUGUGCCAGUCAAGCAUCCUUUGCUAUCAGCUGGGGUGUGACCUCCUAGAGCGACUGGCUCCCAAAGAAGAAAGUCGUCUAGUGGAGCCCACAGACAACCUUGAGGACAGUCUUCUCUAUUCCCGGCCUGAGUUUAUAAUAGGCACUGAAGGAGAAGAGGAUGAGAACCCAGUUGCAAAGCAUGGAGAGAACCCAGGAAAUCACACCGAACACCCUGAAAACAUUGCAAUAAAGAACGAUACUGAAAGAAAAUUUUGUUACCAGCAACUUCCAGUAACUCUAAGGCUAAUUUAUACCAUUUUCCAGGAAAUGGCAAAGUUUGAAGAGCCUGACAUUCUUUUUAACAUGCUCAACUGCCUGAAGAUUCUCUGUCUUCAUGGAGAAUGUUUGUACAUUGCAAGGAAAGAUUAUCCUCAGUUUUUAGCCUACAUUCAGGAUCAUAUGCUAAUUGCAAGCCUAUGGAGAGUCAUCAAGUCUGAAUUCUCCCAGCUGUCUUCAUUAGCAGUUCCUCUCCUUCUUCAUGCUUUGUCGCUUCCUCAUGGUGCUGAUAUCUUCUGGACAAUCAUAAAUGGCAACUUCAAUAGCAAAGACUGGAAAAUGAGGUUUGAAGCAGUGGAGAAAGUGGCAGUCCUGUGCCGGUUUCUGGACAUUCAUUCAGUGACUAAAAACCAUCUGCUGAAGUACUCUUUGGCGCAUGCCUUCUGCUGCUUUCUGACAGCUGUAGAGGAUGUCAACCCUGCGGUGGCUACAAGAGCAGGGCUCUUGCUUGAUACCAUAAAGAGGCCAGCUCUACAGGGCCUAUGUUUAUGCCUUGACUUCCAGUUUGAUACAGUUGUUAAAGAUAGACCCACAAUUCUUAGCAAGCUUUUACUCCUACAUUUUCUAAAGCAAGAUAUACCUGCAUUGAGCUGGGAGUUUUUUGUUAAUAGAUUUGAGACACUUUCCCUGGAGGCUCAGCUGCAUUUGGAUUGCAACAAAGAGUUUCCUUUUCCAACAACGAUCACUGCUGUAAGGACCAAUGUUGCUAACCUCAGUGAUGCAGCAUUGUGGAAGAUCAAGAGGGCUCGUUUUGCGAGGAAUCGCCAGAAAAGUGUGCGUUCCCUGAGAGACAGCGUGAAAGGGCCUGUGGAAUCAAAGAGGGCGCUGUCCCUUCCUGAAACUCUAACCUCCAAAAUCCCUGUGAGGUUGACCAGGCAUGAGCAGUCUGCUCCAGCUCUCGGUGGGACACCUGAACAAACACCAGGGCAACAGUCUCCUGAGAAUGAUAAUACGAUAAAGGACCUGCUCCCUGAGGAUGCUGGGAUUGACCAUCAGACAGUCCACCAGCUGAUUACAGUUUUAAUGAAGUUUAUGGCUAAAGAUGAGAGUAGUGCGGAGUCAGACAUCAGUAGUGCUAAGGCCUUUAACACAGUCAAACGGCACUUGUAUGUUUUACUUGGUUAUGACCAGCAAGAAGGAUGCUUUAUGAUAGCCCCUCAAAAAAUGCGCCUCUCAACUUGUUUCAAUGCAUUUAUUGCUGGAAUUGCACAAGUAAUGGAUUAUAACAUCAAUCUGGGAAAACAUCUUCUCCCUUUAGUGGUUCAAGUGCUUAAAUACUGCUCUUGUCCUCAGCUGCGACAUUACUUUCAACAGCCACCUCGUUGCUCCUUAUGGUCCCUGAAGCCUCAUAUUCGACAGAUGUGGUUGAAGGCACUACUUGUUAUUCUUUAUAAGUAUCCAUACCGAGAUUGUGAUAUCAGCAAGGUUAUGUUGCAUCUGAUCCACAUAACAGUCAAUACGCUCAACGCACAGUAUCACAGUUGUAGACCACAUGCUACUGCAGGACCUUUGUACAGUGACAACAGUAACAUCAGCAGAUACAGUGAGAAAGAAAAAGAGGAAGAUAGUGUUUUUGAUGAAUCUGAUAUUCAUGAUACACCUACUGGACCCUGCAAUAAGGAGUCUCAAACUUUUUUUGCAAGAUUGAAAAGGAUAGGCGGCAGCAAAAUGGUGAAAUAUCAACCGGUUGAGAUGAAUGUGCAGAGAAGUGAAAUAGAACUGGCUGAAUAUAGAGAAACGGGUGCAUUUCAAGACAGCAUUCUACGCUGUGUGAGAGAAGAAAGCAUUCAGAAAAAAAAGCUGCGCUCUUUAAAACAAAAAUCUCUUGAUAUAGGGAAUGCAGACUCCCUGUUGUUUACAUUAGAUGAGCAUCGUAGGAAGUCCUGCAUAGACCGGUGCGAUAUAGAUAAGCCAUCUACCCAUGCUGCUUACAUCACCCAUAGACAGAAUGAUUAUGGAAGGCCCAGGCAGAAUUCUUCUACAAGGCUGGACAAUACAGAAAUCCCUGAGAACCCCAUUGUAGAGGGUUUUCAAGAAACCCGAAGGCCAGUAAUACCAGAAGUCAGAUUAAACUGCAUGGAGACAUUUGAGGUGAAAGUUGAUUCUCCAGAAAAACCUUCUACUCCUAAAGAGGAUUUAGAUCUUAUUGAUUUGUCAUCAGAUUCCACAUCAGGGCAUGAAAAGUGCUCUGUUCUCUCCACGUCAGACAGUGACUCUCUUGUCUUUGAGCCUCUUCCUCCUCUCCGAAUAGUGGAAAGUGAUGAAGAGGAGGAAACGAUGGAGCAAGGUACUGAGGGUGUCUCUAGUAAAAAUACUCUGUCCUUUCCUUCAACUCCCACUGGGCCCUCUGUGCUCAGCCUAAGCACAACUCCUCUUGUGCAAGUUAGUGUGGAAGAUUGCUCUAAAGACUUUACUUCUAAGGACAGAAGAAAUAGUCAGUCAUCAGGGAAAAAGGAAACUCCUCUUCAGCUUUCUGAAGAGCCAAAAGAUGGUGAAGAGUUGUCAAAGCUAGAGGCACUUCAAGAUUUUUCCUCUGGUAGCCCUCUCACUCUGAAACAGAAGCGAGACCUUCUGCAGAAAUCUUUUGCCCUUCCUGAGAUGUCAGUUGAUGAUAGCACUGAGCUUAGCAUGGAGGAAGAAAAGGAAGGUGGACAGAGCUCAAGUGCAUGUGCCAAAACAGUCCUUCUUAAGGUUCCUGAAGAUGCUGAAAGUCAGUCUGAAAGUGAAAAGCCUGAUGCUAGUGCUGGGUCUGACACAGAACAGAAUGCUGAACAAAAGGCAGGAGAGGAUGGAACUGAGGAGUCUGAAUUUAAGAUCCAGAUCGUGCCUAGGCAAAGAAAGCAGAGGAAAAUUGCGGUCAGUGCUAUACAGAGAGAGUACCUGGACAUUUCCUUCAACGUUCUAGACAAACUGGGAGAGCCAAAGGAGACAGAUCCUUCUGCUAAAGGACUUUCAACUUUGGAAAUGCCCAGAGAAUCUUCCUCUGCACCAACUUUAGAAGCAGGCGUGCCAGAAACAAGUAGUCAUUCUUCUAUAUCAACUCAGUAUAGGCAAAUGAAAAGGGGAUCAUUGGGAGCUCUGACAAUGAGCCAAUUAAUGAAGCGACAGCUGGAACAUCAGUCUAGCGCCCCUCACAACAUCAGCAACUGGGACACUGAACAGAUACAACCUGGGAAGCGUCAGUGUAAUGUGCCAAUGUGCCUAAACCCUGAACUGGAGGGACCACCGCUAAGAAUGAGAGGUGCUACUAAAUCCAGCCUGCUGUCAGCGCCCAGCAUAGUCAGCAUGUUUGUACCUGCACCAGAGGAAUUCACUGAUGAACAGCCUACAAUGAUGACUGAUAAGUUCUUUCCUUACUCUUUAAACAAUUUCCCUUCUUUCCUCCUGGAAAUGCCAUCAAUUUCCCUAUUUCUGUUGAGGGCACCACCAUCCUCCCAGUCACCCAGAUGCCAUGACUGUGGGGCCAUUCUUGAAGAAUAUGAUGAAGAAACACUAGGGCUAGCCAUUGUAGUGCUCUCCACAUUCAUCCACCUAAGUCCAGAUCUUGCGGCUCCUUUAUUGCUGGAUAUCAUGCAGUCUGUGGGAAGAUUGGCAUCCAGCACCAAUUUUUCCAACCAAGCAGAAAGCAUGAUGAUCCCUGGUAAUGCUGCAGGGGUGGCGAAGCAGUUUCUCCGCUGUAUCUUCCAUCAGCUAGCCCCUAAUGGGAUAUUCCCACAGCUGUUCCAGAGCAGUAUAAAAGAUGGGAGUUUUUUACGAACUUUAGCUACAUCUCUCAUGGACUUCAAUGAGCUUAGUUCCAUUGCUGCACUAAGUCAGCUGUUGGAGGGUUUGAAUAACAAAAAGAAUUUGCCAGCAGGGGGUGCCAUGUUACGCUGCUUAGAAAACAUUGCCACCUUCAUGGAAGCUUUGCCAAUGGAUUCUCCAAGCAACCUGUGGACUACCAUCAGUAACCAGUUUCAGACUUUCUUUACCAAACUGCCUUGUGUUUUACCUCUGAAGUGUUCUUUAGAUUCCAGUUUGAGAAUAAUGAUCUGCCUCCUGAAGAUACCUACCACCAGUGCUACAAGGAGUCUACUGGAACCAUUUUCAAAACUGCUCAGCUUUGUCAUUCAAAAUGCUGUCUUCACAUUGGCCUACCUGGUGGAAUUGUGUGGCUUGUGUUACAGAGCUUUUACUAAGGAACGGGAUAAAUUCUACUUGUCUCGUAGUGUUGUCUUAGAGCUACUCCAAGCUCUGAAGUUAAAGUCUCCUUUGCCAGAUACAAACCUACUACUGCUGGUCCAGUUUGUUUGUGCAGAUGCUGGAACCAAACUAGCUGAGUCAACAAUCCUACACAAGCAGAUGAUCGCAUCCAUGCCUGGAUGUGGAACAGCAGCUAUGGAAUGCAUGAGACAAUACGUUAAUGAAGUACUGGACUUUAUUGCUGACAUGCAUACAUUAACCAAACUUAAGAGUCACAUGAAGACAUGCUCUCAGCCUUUGCAUGAAGAUACUUUUGGUGGACAUCUCAAAGUCGGGCUGGCUCAGAUUGCAGCCAUGGAAAUCACAAGAGGCAACCACAGGGAUAAUAAAGCCGUUAUUCGCUACCUCCCCUGGCUCUACCAUCCUCCCUCUGCAAUGCAACAAGGACCUAAAGAAUUCAUUGAGUGUGUUUCUCAUAUCCGCUUGCUGUCCUGGCUGCUUCUGGGUUCACUCACACAUAACUCUGUGUGUCUAAAUCCCUCAUCUCCCUGUAUGCCAAUUCCUCUGGAUGCAGGGUCCCACAUUGCAGAUCAUCUUAUCGUUAUCCUGAUUGGAUUUCCCGAGCAAUCAAAGACAUCUGUGUUGCACAUGUGUUCCCUCUUCCAUGCAUUUAUCUUUGCUCAACUAUGGACGGUCUACUGUGAACAAACUGCUGUUGCUCCCUCUGUCCAAAAUCAGAAUGAAUUUAGCUUUACAGCCAUCCUUACUGCACUGGAGUUCUGGAGUCGGGUGACACCUAGCAUUCUACAGCUAAUGGCACAUAACAAAGUGAUGGUAGAAAUGGUCUGUCUCCAUGUGAUCAGUUUGAUGGAAGCGCUGCAAGAAUGCAAUUCAACCAUUUUUGUCAAGCUCAUACCUAUGUGGCUGCCAAUGAUUCAGUCAAAUUUGAAGCACUUAUCGGCUGGACUACAACUACGACUUCAAGCAAUUCAGAACAACGUGAACCACCACAGCCUGAGGAUGCUACAGGGCUCAGGACAGACAAGCACGAGUUCAUCCGCGCUCCGGAAGUGGCUCCAGUGCACCCAGUUCAAAAUGGCCCAGGUGGAGAUCCAGUCCUCAGAAGCUGCCUCCCAGUUCUACCCUCUAUGAGCAGGGUGUGUCGCUGCUAGCGUGAACGCUCUGGUUCAGCAAUAACGGGGUUCCAGACAAAUACUAGGAUCCACGCAGGUUUGAGAAGGCACUGGGGACACUGCACCCCCUCCGUAGUUUAGGUACAGACAUGCGGAGCCUGCCGAUGGCCGUGUCGAAGCCUUCCUGCUUCACCCGUUUCUGACGUCUCCUUGGGCUAGCCGAUUAAGUGUUUCCUUACAUUCUUUUUUAAGAACCAAAUCAUUUCUCUUUAACUGACUUCUAUUUUUUUUAAGAAGAAAAAAAAAUAGACUGGUGGGCACUCACAGAAAAGUUGUAUAAGUCCCCCUGUUGCUAUUUUUGAUGACAGAGAAUAAAUAGGGUUUUUGAAGCCUUUUAGUGUUUUUUCUUAAAACCGACUCUUGGCAAUGCAAUAAAACUCCUCACCGUGCGCCGGUGACACCCUACGGAGGCUUGGGGUCAUGAUCGUGGGAAAAAGCGGCAGCUUGCAAGGAGCAUUACAAAGUGCACUUAGAAAUUAGGGGGUUUAACUGUGCCAAUUCUUCCUCCUUUUCUUUUUUUCUUUCUUUCCCUUUUUAUAAUAUCAUUUUCCAAAACUGUCCAGUAUGGUGGCUUAUUUUUAAAACAACUGCAACAAACAAACAAACAAAACUAGGUUUUUGGACUCCUUAGUUUGAGGCUGUAUUUUCUUCUUGUAAGCUUUAGGAUAACCCCUUUAGUUUUAUGAAUAAGAAAUUUUAUUCUUUUCGUAAUACUUGUAUACAAUUCCAUUGGGAUAAAAAACAAAUUGUAGAUUGCAUACCAACCUAAUGGAAUCCCAGCAUUGGCACGUAACACUGCAUAUGGAAUCACAUUCCUAAAAGCCGAAUCUUAAUAGUGCAAGAGCACUGAGAUGCGUUGGCACUUAUGAACAGCAUUUGACUGUGCAUUCACAAAUGGUACUUCUCUUCUUUUACUCCUGUAAUGCACUGACAAAAAGAAGAAUUAAUACACGUUUAAGCUGUAU
Molecule: messenger RNA, 9327 nt
Organism: Dromiciops gliroides (monito del monte)
Lineage: Eukaryota; Metazoa; Chordata; Mammalia; Microbiotheria; Microbiotheriidae
Gene: UNC79
Product: unc-79 homolog, NALCN channel complex subunit
Exons: 53
Coding region: 84-8321 (2745 amino acids)
Molecular function (GO): protein binding
Source: RefSeq, a predicted model, not a curated record